GGGGGUGAUGGCGUGCUUGCGACUCGUGAAGUGGCCGUGUCACAAUCAUGCUGUGCACAAUCAUUUAUGGCGGAGGGAUUGCGCUGCCGAACAGCACUGACGAGGAAGCUCGUUACGGCGCUAUGCAGCUGGUGGUCUCCUCUCUCUCAGCCGUCGAGUCUCGACAUAGGAUUGUUCCGCAGUCAGAUUGUGGCGGCUUUGUGCAUAGACGGAGUGAAUUCUGUGACAAACGUGGACCCUGAACGUCUGUCUGUUCAACCACCAUGUUCCGCGCUGCCUUUGUCGCUCUCGCCCUCGCGCACUCUGCUUGCGCAGUGAUCUUCUUCACUGCCCCGACCGCCGCCAUUGGCUUCACCGCUGGCCAGAACGCAACGAUCACCUGGACCGACGACGGCGUCUCGCCCACCGUUGCCGAGUUCGGUCUGGCCAAAGCCUCCAUCUCCACCGGAAACUCUGCCUCCCAAACCGCUCUCCAAGUCAUCUCUGCCAGCGUUGACACGAAAUCCAUGUCCCUAUCCUUCAUCCCUGAUGCCACCAUUGGCCCUGACGGAAACCAAUACUUCAUCCGUUUUGACUCCCUCAACCUGAAGGAUGCCAAGGACGCCUCCAUCCCCGCGCUCGCCUUCUCCCAUCAAUUCAGUCUCUCGGGCAUGUCUGGAACGUUCAACGCAGCCGUCCUGUCCCAGAUCGCUGGGCAAUCGACAGCUCCCAUCGGUGGCGGAGUCCCAACCGCCGCCGCUCCGUCGAGCUCUGCCACGGCCGCACCCGUCUUUGUUGCAUCUGCAUCUGCGUCUGCAAGCAAGGCGCCGACGUUGACCACCAGCAAGGCCGUCUCUGCCGCGUCUGCAACUGCCAGCAAGAGCGCCUCCGCGGCCCCUGUGAAGGGAUCCAGCGCAGCCGUGCCCUCCUUCGUGGCCUCCCAGCCGAGACUCUGGCUGGGCAUCGUCACAGGUGUUUUCGGAGCCGCUGUUGGCGCCGCUUUGCUGUAGAUUGAUUAUCUAUCGAUAUACAUAGCUCUCAGAUCUCAGUAAUGGCAUUAUCUCUCUGGAUCAGGCAGCUGUGAUCAACCAGCAUACGAGACUCGAGUUCGUAGGAAUCGAGUCAGUGUUCCCACAUCAUGAAAUGUACUCAAGGGCCUGGUUUCAGUGAUUGUAUGACUAUCAUCCCUCGAAGUUGUAGUUCUAGUGUCAUCGAAGUAGCCACAUGCGUUUUAGCACCACAUUGCACAUUGACAUGGACGCACUAGACGACAUAUCGUGCGGUAGAUAGUCACUACUUGGAGGAUCUCCGCUUUAGGUAGUGGUCACGGUCAAAGCUAGGAUUUGCAUCCAGAUUAGGAAGGAGCGCACUAUCUCUGUUAGCGUUCGAACUGGACGCCAAAGGAUGUUUGGCGCUUGAUCAAUCGGACCCAGUUGCAGUUCACCGCAACCGCAACCGUGCCUGAAUGACAUGUAUUUGGUCUUCUCAUGACCGUGUUUCGGGCGGAGAUCGGUCCGCGAAAGCAGUGAGGGGAUGUAUAUGAAGCCUCGAGACGGCCUAUUCCGCUCCUCGGCAUUUCGAAUUCUCGGUCACACGACGCACAACACUCCGAGGCUGGGCGUUUCGAAUUUCAGCAGCAGCUUCUUCUUCGAUUUCGGAGGCCGUCGUGUCCAGAGCAGAGCAGCGACGACUUCUUCAGAAACGCAGAUAUGCCCUAUGUGGCAGGUCUGUGCUCAGAUUAUAGAGCAUCCAAAAAGACGAUCUUGUUCGCAGGACGGCUAGGAUCAGGAACGAUAAUCAGGGCCGCAUGCAAGGUGGAUAAAUUGACAUCAGCACACAGCGAGUGGCGGAUUCUCGUGGAAAUGGUGACACGUCGAACACAGCUCCGCGCAGCAGCAGAUAAGGCUCGGGUUGCUGAAACAGUCGGCGACGAAACGCCAGCACAGUAUCAGAAUGCGACCACGCGCAGAUCACCCAUCAAAAGGCUGUUGAGAUUGCCUCGAAACGCGGCACAAAAAACCGCAAUGGACACCGACGAGAGUUUGCACGAGCGCUGGGCAGACGAAGUGUGGACGUAAAAGCGAUGGGAUGACACUGACGGGAUAAAUAUACAUGCUUGGCCGGCGGAAGGGGCGAUCUGAAUCUCUGAUCUGCCUCCGUCUCCGUCAUCGCGAUUCGCGAUUGCCAUUUCCAAAAUGCGGGGUACCCGACGCGUCCGCUGCCCGAAUCGACGUCGCCGCCGCCGUCGUCCCGGCAUGUGCACUCGGUGGCCUGCUGGUGGCCAGUGACAAGGCCCAGUACGUGACGUGACACUCGUGACGCACCACUCUCUCCGCCAGACGGUUGUUGAUUCUACGGUCCAGUCGGAAGCUACCGAGAGUCUAGCUGUGUGGGCUCUCCUUUCAGCCCUGCACAUCAAAAAAGGCCAGCUUGGACCGGGCACGACGUAAGCUUUGCUUUAUCUUCACCCAUCAUCCAUCCGCGCGUUUCCCAUGUCCAUAUACCGGCUGCGAGGCGCGUGUCUGACGCCGCCGUCCAGGAACCUGCACACGAACUCUACUACACAACGUAUUCCGAUACGAUGAACAUGACCGGGGGCGGAGGCGGCCCUUUUGCCGGCGGCAGCGGCGGUGGCAUCAAUCCCGCUAUGCUCGCGUCGUACGGUCGGCAGCAGCAGCAGCAUCAACAGCAGCAGCAACAGUUCGGAGGAGGAGCCUCGAUCAGCCCUGCCCAGCUCAUGAACGGAGGCAUGGGGAUGGGCAUGGGCGGUGGAGGGAUGGGCAUGGGUAUGGGCAUGGGCAACGCUGCUGGGAUGAUGGGCCCGUCUCAGCACUCGAUGAUGAAUAUGGCCAUGAACGGCGGUGGCGUCGGCGGGGGAAUCAGCCCUGCCGCCCUCCCAUCCCCUAUGAAUGGCGGAGGUGGCGGGGGUGGAGGAAUGAACCCUGCGUCGUUCAAUCUCAUGGGAAACUCCGGCCUAAAUCCCAGCCUCGCUCACGCGCCGCCCCAGAUGACUGGCCCCACACCGAACCAGAAUCCGAUACCGCCCCAGACGCUACAGAUUCUCGCGAACAUAGGUGUCUCGCGCGACCAGCUCGCGCAGAUGAACCCGCAGGAGCGCCAGAUGACGAUCAAGAACGCGAACGCGAUAAUGAUGCGUCAGCAGCAACAGCAACAACAGUUCGCGUCGCCCGACAUGGCGAAUGGGUUCUAUGACGGGAUGGGCAUGUCAGGGAUGCCUAGCCCCUCCUCUAUGGGCGGAGGGAUGGGCAUGGGGGCUGGUAUGGGUGGAGGGAAUAUGGGAAUGGGAGGUGGCAUGGGCGGAGGCGGCAUGGGCAUGGGAGGUAUGAACAUGGGCAUGGGCAUGAACAUGGGAAACCCAGGAAUGGGCAUGAACUCCAACAAUCCCAUGGGCAUGGGCCUAGCGGGUGGUGGGAUGGGCGUCGGGGCUCAUCCCAUCGGGAUGGGAAGUAUG
Messenger RNA from Mycena citricolor, 3451 nucleotides. Lineage: Eukaryota; Fungi; Basidiomycota; Agaricomycetes; Agaricales; Mycenaceae. The record is from the annotation of a GenBank genome assembly.